GCCGUAAGUGGAUUUGUGACAUUGAACUGUGAAACGUAUUGUCUCUUUUGACAGGGGCCAGCCAAAAAAAAAAAUGUUAAAGACGCUAGAUUGUGCGAUACAGAUCAAAUCUCAAUACCUGUUCAAACGAAUCUUAACCACAGUAUAUGGAUAGAUACCAUAUACAUAUCAGGCUAGAUGGUUGAUUCAGGGGACACCUUAACGGAGAACAAUAACAAUGGUCAAAGAAACGAUAAUAAGGAAUUGAAAAUAUGGCUUGCUAAUUCAAAUUGUCAACUGUAUUAUUCAAAGUUUGUGGAUAAUGGGAUCACAGUAGAUCUACUACCAGAAUUGGAUUCUGAAUCUUUGAAAGAAUUAGGAAUCAUAAAGCUUGGUGAUAGACUUAAGUUAGAAAUAGCUAUCUCCAAUUUAAAGUCAGAAAAGUUAAUUAAUAGUAUAUCAGUGGAAGAUUUAUAUAAGAUAGCCAGUUUACAUUUGAAUCAAAGACAAGACGUGUAUACUACUAAAGCUGUACAUGGUGUGAUUGAAAAUCCAUUCGAUAUGAGUCCAUCAGGUGAUUCAACUUUAUUAGCCAGCUCAAGUGGUUCGAGUAUACUUCCUUCAGGUCCACAACUGCAACAACUGUUAUUGCAACAACCAUCAAAUUCAAAAGACUCCAGUAAAAAUAUCACUUUCAUUUUACAAGAUGGUACUACUAAGAAAGUCAAUAUAACAGGAUGUUUCAAUGCUCAAUCGAUUAAAAGAAAGAUGUUAAAGAAAAUUGGUAUCAAACUGCAAGAAACUGAAUAUGACACAUAUGUUCAUUCUUCGACUAAUUAUAAUAACAAUCAAACAAACACAGCAAAUGCUACUGGGAAUCAAUACGAACUUAAUCUUUUAUUUGACGUGGAAUUGGUAACGAUAUGUUAUUCACCUGAUAGAAUAGAGAAGAAUAGAAUUUUAUUAUGUCCCAGAAAUGAAUAUCCUACUGAAUUAGCUAUAGAGGCAAGUAAAAAGAUUAUCAUCAAAGGAGAAAAAUAUGCUCAUUUAAGAUCAUUAACUUCAAAUAAUUUAAGUCAAUAUCAUAUUCCAGAUAAUAGAAGAAAACAACCUACCUUAAGAAGCUUUUUCGGUCAAAGACCACCAAGUGAAUUGAUCUCAUCGAAUUUGGCGGAAUAUUUCCCUGAUACUGAACAAAAAGAACUUGAACAAACCAUCCGAAAUUCGGUUAGAUAUAGUGUACGUUUAUCUCGUCGAUUCAAUUUACCACCUGGUAUGAUAUCUACUGGGAGUAGUAAUGUGUCUGUCAAUAGAAGGGGUUCGAUAAUGAGUAAUUAUCAAGCAGCUCCAGGACCACCAUAUAGAUCAUCAUCCAUAUCAUCAGGAGAUCAACUUGGUGGUGGUAGAAGAGCCAAUCUGUAUAUUGGAAGAACUGUGGGAGAUGUGAUGGUUAAUAAUAUUCGUGAGAUUGAUGAGGUAGUGAAUCCUAAUGAUAAUUCAUCAAUUUUUAGUAAACCUCCAUCAGUAAAUUCAGGUGGUGCCGUUCCUAAUGCUAGUCCUAGCUCUAACAAUUACAAUAAUGAUGCAAAAUCAAUAAUUUCAACCACAUCAUCCGUAUUUAAAAAUGCAAAGAUCUCUGUUGCGACCAGUUUUGCUGAUAAUGGUAACAAUAACAAUAAUAGAUAUUCGAGGAUUGAAUUAUUAAGUGUUGAUUCUGAUUCCGAUGACACUGAUGAUGUGAUUGGUGAAUAUGGUGAUGAUGAUGAUGUAUUAAGUCAUGGUUUAGGAUCUCUUUCAGGUGAUGUUCCAAAACAUUGGUUGAAAGGGGCCAGAAUCGGAGCAGGGAGUUUUGGUACCGUUUAUUUAGGUAUGAAUUCAUUCACGGGUGAAGUCAUGGCGGUUAAACAAGUUCCAUUACCAAAACUGAAUAAUGGAGAUUCAGAAGAACAACAGCGAUUAAUUCAAGAACAACAACGAGAAAUGUCAUUAUUAAAAGAAUUAAAUCAUGAAAAUAUUGUCAGAUAUUUCGGAGCAUCUACCGAUGAAGAAAAUUUAAAUAUAUUUUUAGAAUAUGUCCCUGGUGGUUCAGUUCAAUCAAUGUUACAAUCAUACGGACCAUUUGAAGAACCGUUGAUUCGGAAUUUCAUACGACAAAUAUUGAUUGGAUUAAGUUAUUUACAUGGAGAAGAUAUCAUUCAUCGUGAUAUCAAAGGAGCCAAUAUCUUAAUUGAUAUUAAGGGGACCGUUAAAAUUGGUGAUUUUGGAAUUUCUAAAAAAGUAGCUAAUAUAGAAGAUGAACUAGAAGUUCAAAAGAAAACGGGCAAACGGGCCUCACUUCAAGGUUCAGUAUAUUGGAUGGCACCAGAAGUAGUGAAACAAACAGCUUAUACUAAGAAAGCAGAUAUUUGGUCCGUUGGAUGUUUGAUUAUUGAAAUGUUUACGGGGAAACAUCCAUUUCCGGAAUUUUCUCAAAUGCAAGCUAUUUUUAAAAUCGGUACUCAUAUAACUCCUUUAAUUCCUGAAUAUUGUACUCAAGAAGCUAAAGAUUUUCUUGGUCAAACGUUUGAAUUAGAUUAUAAAAAGAGACCUGAUGCAGUUGAUUUAUUAGGUGAUUCAUUUUUGAAUCCUCUUAUAAUGUCAAAACAAUAAGAUGAAUAUUAAUAAAUAAUGCGAUUCGUUUAUUAACUAU
Scheffersomyces coipomensis is the source of this 2668-nucleotide messenger RNA. It is a transcript of the gene STE11, whose product is annotated as mitogen-activated protein kinase kinase kinase. Gene Ontology annotation, molecular function: protein kinase activity; protein binding; ATP binding. The transcript has a single exon. Bases 178 to 2628 code for a protein of 816 amino acids. The record is from RefSeq and is a predicted model, not a curated record. NCBI's taxonomy places the organism in Eukaryota, Fungi, Ascomycota, Pichiomycetes, Serinales, Debaryomycetaceae. Gene Ontology annotation, biological process: protein phosphorylation.